Messenger RNA from Hydractinia symbiolongicarpus, 2884 nucleotides. Its product is annotated as acid-sensing ion channel 2-like. Bases 409 to 2313 code for a protein of 634 amino acids. The transcript is spliced from 6 exons. Gene Ontology annotation, biological process: sodium ion transmembrane transport. Gene Ontology annotation, molecular function: ligand-gated sodium channel activity. Lineage: Eukaryota; Metazoa; Cnidaria; Hydrozoa; Anthoathecata; Hydractiniidae. Gene Ontology annotation, cellular component: membrane. The record is from RefSeq and is a predicted model, not a curated record.
ACCUUCUACAAUUUCAUGGUUAUAAACAGGUUUAAAAAUGUUAUGUCGAAUUAAUGGCUACUUUUUAAAGAAUUUAACACAAAAAUAUACGAGAAAGCGUAUGUGUGGUUUGGUGCAAAUGUUGAUCAGAUAAAGAACAUAUAUAUAAUUACAUUUAUACCAUAGUUUCGAAAGCAAUUAGAAUGAACAAUAAAGCCUGGACACGAAUUUGCGAAAUGAAUUAAAUCAACCAGGUGAUGGCUCACAAAAUCUAAAUUGAAAGAAAAGCCACCAAAGAGUAGGAGAACUUCUUGAAGAAAGAAGUGUGAAUUUACAUCUUGUUUUUUAUUGAAAAGGUUAUAAUUAAAAAAUCAAAAAAAUCUGAACUUUGUUUGUUUACAUUUUAAACGUUGCUUUUUUCUUGUUAAUAUGUUUGGAUUGAGGAGAACAGAAAAGUUUAUUAAUUUUGCGCGACUUGCUCAACAGCAAAAUCAACGUAAUGAAAACGACGAUGAAGCGGUGUUACUAGAUGAAUGCGCUGCAUUCGAUAACGAAGUGUCGUUAAAUGACGAAACAACGACGGAGCAAGAAAACGAAAACACUGGUAACGGUAAUAGAAUUAUGAAAACACCUUCGCAUCAGAAUGUAUUUUUGUCAAAUGGCUUACCACGUGCUAAAUUUGUAGCAGCUUGGAAGAAACCACAACAAAAUAUAGAGAAAGAAAAAGAAGAAGAAAAAGAGAACAAACACGGUGUUGCAAAAAUGGCGAAAGUCGUAACAACAGCAAGUAAUGUUGAUAAAGCUUCAAAAUCGUUACUUUCCUCAACAAUUCGUCGUAGACUUAAAGAUCGCAUGCGUAAAAUUGCCGAAGAGCGCUUAACCGUUAAACAAAUAUUUCGCCGGUAUGUCGAUACGUCUACCCUACAUGGCUUUCGCUACACAUGUUCGGAUACGUAUCUUAUACGCCGCUUCAUUUGGGCUGUUCUUAUGGUACUUGGUACAGUAUACUUCAUCGUGAAGCUAAAAGAAGGAAUUAUAGAAUACAUGUCUUAUCCAUUUAGCACUCUUUCGACACUGGAGUACGUGACAGAUUUAACAUUCCCGGCUAUAAGUUUUUGCACAGUAAACCAAUUUAAAAAAAGUAAAAUUCUUGAUAGUCCCCUCAAAACAUUGUAUAAAAACAAAAGAUUACCGAUAUACACAAACUGGAGUGAUCCAGGCUAUGACAUACCAGGUGAUGAAUUCGUGAAAGAACUUAAGAGAACAUCUUUUUCAAUUCGGGAUAUUUUCAAGGAAUGCGAUUACAUCCGACGAAAAACCGAUCAUCCGCACCUGCCUCCUAACAACUGCAGUCAUCAAAACUUCACCUCCUACUUCUCGGAAACAGGCCAGCUGUGUUUUACUUUAAAUUCUGGAAAGGUUGGUCAUCGACUGUUAAGUGUAGAUCACGAAGGAUUAAAGUUCGGUUUCGAGGCCAUGUUUGAUCUCCAAAACGACGAUGCUGUACACACCUUUGGGUACAGCGGAUUGCAAGCAAUUGUACACGAUCAAAAUGAAUUACCAACAUCGAACUUUGGAUUGAUGCUUACUUCGGGCUUCAAAACCUAUGUUAGCAUGCAAAGAGUAGAGACAAAGAAUCUUCCUCCGCCCUAUGAUACUCACUGCGGGGAAAAGAAGUUAAAGUAUUUCGAUAUUUACUCCCAGAAAGCUUGCUUGCUAGAAUCACUAACAGAUUAUGUUGGUGAGCAAUGCGGUUGCAGAGAACCUUUUAUGCCAGAUAACAGAUUGCCGUAUUGUUCGCUUCGUGAGACCAUAUUGUGCGCACUGGAAGCUAAAGAAUCUUUCAAUGAUUACGAAAUGCGUCUAGAGUGUCCGAUAGAUUGCGAGAUAACCUCUUACACCACUCGACUUUCUGAUGCAAGAUUCGUUCACAAUCCACCAAAAGGCAUCGAUCCAAUACUGCUUGAAAAAGAAUUUGGUAAAAGGAACCUGUCUUCUCAUCUGCUAAACUUAAGCAACAGGAUGAAUCAGAAAGAACUGGAUGCGUACAUUGAGAGGAAUAUCAUUGUUGUUAUAUUUUUCUUUGGUGAAAUGAGUAAAGUUGUAAACGAACAAGAAGCCUCUUUCGACUUUUAUCAAUUUUUAGGUGAUAUGGGAGGUGAAAUUGGUUUGAUGCUUGGCGCUAGCUUGCUGACCUUUGUUGAAUUUGUUGACGUAUUUGCGUUUCUUGGUUAUCAUCAAAUCUUGCGCUUCCACAAGCGCAAGAAGGAAGUGAAGGAGUCAAGAAAACUGAGCUUGAUGACCACUCAAGUUGACGAAACAACUCCUGUUUGAAAGCUUGUCUCUAUAAAAAUAGCCCUCGUCUGUCUCUGCGCAGGAUGUUAACCGCAGUAGCGAGACACACGAAAUGCGGUAUUUAAAAGUAAAGGCGAACCCGUGAAUUUAAUUUCCCUUUUUUGCACAUACUUUCGCGUCUUCGCGCAAAAAUGCUUGCCAGUGCGCGAAUUUUAGUGUAGAAAUUACGCGCGCAAAUUGAUAUUUUUCCAGAAAUAAAACUGAUUGCAGAAAGGCGUUUUAAAUGAACCCAUAUUUUGUUAAAAAAGCUUGUGCGAAAAUGAAUACGCGCGAAAAUUAGUACGAUUGAAGUAGAUAUUGUAUGAGUCUUGUAUGUAAUUUUAUAGACAGUGAUGAGGCUGUCCAUAUAUUUCAUUAAGCAUUUAGCUGUCAAAUUAAAAUUGUCAUAUGAAAGUAUAGCAAGAAAAUUCAUCGACAGCUAUUUAGCUAAGUAAUAACGAAAAAUAUAUUUUUUAGAACAAUAUAUUUCCGGAAUAAAAAAAAUUAUAAAAUUCGUGUAAACAGUAAAAUAUUUCAAAUAUAUAUUACUGGUCUAAGAUAACUCUACAAA